This is a messenger RNA of Danio aesculapii, 1405 nucleotides long. It is a transcript of the gene emc2, whose product is annotated as ER membrane protein complex subunit 2. Gene Ontology annotation, cellular component: EMC complex. Gene Ontology annotation, biological process: protein folding in endoplasmic reticulum. The record is from RefSeq and is a predicted model, not a curated record. Lineage: Eukaryota; Metazoa; Chordata; Actinopteri; Cypriniformes; Danionidae. Gene Ontology annotation, molecular function: protein binding.
AACAUGUCGUCACAUAUCGGAGCUGUACGAUGUCACUUGGGAAGAGAUGCGUGACAAACUCCGGAAGUGGAGGGAAGACAAUUACAGGAACAGUGAGCAGAUUGUGGAUGUCGGUGAGGUGAUUAAUGAGCAUGCGUCUAAACUGGGAGAUGACAUUUGGAUAAUUUACGAGCAGGUGAUGAUCGCCGCGCUGGACUGCAGUCGUGAUGAUCUGGCCUGGAGUUGCCUACAGGAGCUGAAGAGGCAGUUUCCAGACAGUCACAGAGUGAAGCGAUUAGCAGGGAUGCGGCUGGAGGCUCUGGAGAGGUAUGACGAUGCCAAUAAGCUGUACGACUCAAUACUACAGGACGACCCGACUAAUACGGCAGCGAGGAAGCGCAAGAUCUGCAUCCUCCGAGCGCAGGGCAAAAGCAGCGAGGCCAUCCGCGAACUCAACGAAUAUCUGGAGCAGUUUGUGGGAGACCAGGAAGCCUGGCAUGAGCUGUCCGAACUCUACAUCAAUGAGCAUGAUUAUGCAAAAGCAGCUUUUUGUCUUGAAGAGCUGAUGAUGACAAACCCACACAAUCACCUGUAUUGCGAACAGUACGCAGAGGUAAAAUACACGCAGGGAGGUCUGGAAAAUCUCGAGCUGGCCAGGAAGUAUUUCGCACAGGCACUGAAGCUUAACAACAGAAACAUGAGGGCCUUGUUCGGCCUUUACAUGUCGGCAAGUCAUAUUGCUGCCAGCCCUAAAGUCAGCGCAAAGGUGAAGAAGGAUAAUGUGAAGUACGCAGCAUGGGCCGCCGCUCAGAUCAGCAGAGCCUAUCAGAUGGCCGGCCGUGGGAAGAAGGAGAACAAAUGCUCGGUGAAGGCGGUGGAGGAAAUGUUGGAGUCCCUGCAGAUCACCAUGUCUUAAACCUCAGCUCUGCCCCCCUCCUUCCUCCAACCUCUGUCACCACAACACCAUGGCAGCUCUCCCUGCUCACUAGAGUCCACCACUACAACCACCCACAGACCAGACCACCCAACCCAACCUCCUCAGUAUCAGUUCAUCCUUUUUUAUAUUGUUUCGAGUUCUUCUGGUAGGCUUCAAACACCCAAACCAUUCCUCACUUGAGUUCUUGAGCCAGCCACAAGCACUCCUUUAUUUAUUAUCAUUAUUAAGAGCUUAUCGGUGGGUCACUUGGUGGAAUCAGAUUGGUCUGCGAUGGAAGAGCGAGCAUAAAAAGGAUAAUCUAGCUAAUGUUUCUAGAUCGGUCAGUUCUUGUAGUUUAUAAGGGUUUGUUUAGAGAGUAAAUGUUGAGAUGAUGGAAACGUGCUAACUGUACAUGCAACAACAACAAAAAAAAUGGCUUAUGGCUUGUCUGUCAUGGCUUAUCUGUUUUUCCUUAGCAAAAUAAAGGACUGCAUUUUUUGACUAACAAUA